AUUAAUGACACUAUAAAAGAAGCCAGUUACAAAGUGCUUCUUUCAACAACUGAGAAUGAAGUGCCUUGCGUUACUAAGUAUUUGCUUUGUGGCUGCCUUGAGCCAAAAGCUUUUCAUUGGUGAGCAGGUCCUGCGAAUCCAGGCCAGGAAUGAAGGACAGAUAGCACAGCUAAGAGAGUUGGAAGAAAUGGAGCACCUACAGCUAGACUUUUGGCGCAGUCCAGCAAAACCAGAGCUUCCAGUAGACAUCCGUGUUCCAUUUGUCAGCAUUCAGGCUGUCAAAGUCUUCCUAGAGUCCAAUGAUAUUCCCUACAGUACUAUGAUUGACGAUGUGCAGGCAUUGCUGGACCAGGAGAAAGAAGACAUGCUGAGAGCACGACUGCUUGAAAGGAACACCAACAGCUUUAAUUAUGCUGCAUAUCACACAUUGGAAGAGAUUUACAGUUGGAUUGAUAGCCUUGUAUCAGAAUAUCCAAACCUGGUCAGCAAGCUUCAGAUUGGAUCCAGUUAUGAAAAACGCCCACUUUAUGUUCUCAAAUUUAGCACUGGUGGCAGUAAUCGCCCAGCCAUUUGGAUAGAUUAUGGAAUUCAUUCCCGUGAGUGGAUCACUGUUGCUACAGGACUUUGGACAGCAAAAAAGAUUGCCUCAGGCUAUGGCACUGAUCCAUCUGUGACAGCAACCUUGAAUAAAAUGGACAUCUUCAUUGAACUUGUUGUGAACCCUGAUGGGUAUGUCUACACUCAUACAAAAGACAGAAUGUGGCGUAAAACAAGAUCUCCUAAUUCUGGCUCUUCAUGCAUUGGAGUGGACCCCAACAGAAACUGGGAUGCAGGUUUUGGAUCAUCUGGUUCAAGUGGCAAUGUUUGCUCUGAAUCGUAUCGGGGACCGUAUGCUCACUCUGAAGUUGAAGUGAAAGCUAUAGUUGACUUUUUCAAACAGCACGGGAACAUUCAAUCAUUUCUCUCACUACACAGUUACUCCCAGAUGCUGCUUUAUCCAUACGGCUACACUUACAGCCCUGCACCUGAUGAUGCAGAACUGAAUGCUGUUGCAAAGAAGGCAGUAGCAGCUCUAACUUCCAAAUAUGGCACCAAGUACACCUAUGGAAGAGUAAUUACUACCAUCUACCAGGCAAGCGGUAUCACCAUUGACUGGACCUACCUCAAUGGUGCCAAAUACUCCUUCACAUUUGAGCUACGUGACACUGGUUACUAUGGUUUCCUGUUGCCAGCAAAUCAGAUUCUGCCUACUUCAGAGGAGACGUGGUUGGCUCUGCAAGAAAUCAUACAGCACGUCAGAGACAACACAAACUAAACAAUCAGCAGUUGCGUAAAUACCAGGACUGAUUAUGAGGCUGAAGGAAAAUCAGUGACUGCAUGACUUUUUUGUGACUUUCCUAUUCUCUAUAUUCUUGAUUUGGAAUUUAUCCUUUUACUCAGAACUAUAUAGCCAUGCUUAUCAAAGAACAGCAAAUGUAUCAUUACAAGCAAAUGUUAAUCAUGCAUGUAUACUGACUAAAUAUACAUGUACUUAAUAAAGCACAUUACAGUACUUAAAUUCAAAUAAAAUCAAGACUGGUAGUCAUACUCUU
Molecule: messenger RNA, 1592 nt
Organism: Protopterus annectens (West African lungfish)
Lineage: Eukaryota; Metazoa; Chordata; Ceratodontiformes; Protopteridae
Product: carboxypeptidase A1-like
Exons: 11
Coding region: 56-1315 (419 amino acids)
Biological process (GO): proteolysis
Molecular function (GO): zinc ion binding; metallocarboxypeptidase activity
Source: RefSeq, a predicted model, not a curated record